ACAGAUUUUAUAAAUAAAUUGAUUCAUAAAAUGGUGGAAGAACAACAACAACCUAAACAAAAGACAGAAAAAGAAAUUGCUCGUGAAAAAGCAAAAGCAGAAAAAUUGGCAAAAUUUGCUGCAAAACAAAAGAAAAUUGAAGAAGAUGCUAAUAAAACGUCGCAAAAUGUAAAAAAAUCUGGAAAAAAGGCCGCAACUGUUGAUGCUACCGAAUUUCAAUGGUCAGUAGAUCCUGAUGGGAGAAAAGAUGUUUCGAAAGUGUUGCCGACAACAUAUUCGCCUGUUUACGUUGAAGCAGCUUGGUAUGAAUGGUGGGAACGCGAAGGAUUUUUUAGGCCUGAAUAUGGAGGAAGGGAUUUAACGUAUGUUUUUAUUUCCAAUUUUUGUCAAUUUACUAUUGUUAUUCCACCGCCUAACGUGACUGGUGUGCUACAUUUGGGACAUUCUCUGUCUACUACUGUUGAGGAUUCUAUUGCUAGAUGGCAUCGUAUGUGUGGUAAAACAGUCCUUUUUGUACCCGGUUGUGAUCAUGCUGGAAUUGCUACCCAAGUGGUUGUUGAAAAAAAGCUUGAGCGAGAAUGUGGACUAAACCGUCAUCAAAUUGGUCGAGAAAAAUUUAUUAAUGAAGUGUGGAAAUGGAAGAAUAACAAAGGGCAUAUUAUCUAUGACCAAAUUCGUAAAUUGGGUGCUGGAGUGGAUUGGGAUCGCGCUGUUUUUAUGAUGGAUCAGGUUUACAAAGCUGACUUCUGUUAUUUAUAUUUUUUAAAGAAAAUUGUUCGUGCCGUAACCGAAGCUUUUGUUCAAAUGCACGAAAAAGGUGUUAUUUAUCGCAGCAAAAGACUGGUAAAUUGGUCAUGCACUCUACGCUCUGCUAUUUCUGAUAUUGAGGUAGAUAAGAAAGAAAUUGAAGGACGUACUCUCGUUUAUGUCCCUUCCUACAAAGAAAAAGUUGAAUUGGGUGUUCUUGCUGAAUUUGCAUAUCCUGUAGAAGGCUCUUCGGGCGAACAACUUGUUGUUGCUACUACUCGUAUUGAAACUAUGCUUGGGGAUGUUGCAGUGGCUGUACAUCCAGAUGAUCCACGUUAUAAGCAUCUCAUUGGAAAGAACUGUGUCCAUCCUUUCGUCCAACGUUCUAUGCCAAUUAUUGCUGAUACAUUUGUGGAUCCUAAUUUUGGUACCGGAGCUGUAAAAAUUACUCCUGCCCACGAUCAUAAUGACUAUGAAGUUGGUGUUCGUCAUUCUCUUCCAUUUAUCAAUAUAUUGAGUGAUGAUGGAAUUCUUUUACCGAAUUGUGGUGAAAAAUUUGCAAGGAUGAAACGGUUUGAUGCUCGAAAGAAGAUUGUGGAAGAAUUGAAAGCACUUGGUCUUUAUAAAGGAGAUAAAGGUCACCAAAUGAUUGUACCCUUUUGCAGUCGAUCAAAUGAUGUUAUUGAACCUAUUGUUAAAUCUCAAUGGUAUAUACGUUGCAAGGAUAUGGCUGAACGUGCUUUGAAUGCAGUGAGUAGUGGCAGUUUAAAGAUUGUACCUGAAUCCCAUGUGAAAACUUGGAAUAAUUGGCUUGGGGAGAUUAAGGAUUGGUGUAUAUCUCGCCAAAUUUGGUGGGGCCAUCAAAUACCAGCUUACUUUGUGACUAUUAAUGAACCCGGCAGAAUUGAAGCGGAUCCUUCUGAUGACACAUAUUGGGUAUCUGCGAGAAACGAACAUGAAGCAAAAUCCAAGGCUGCGAGUAAAUUUGGUGUUCCUGUUGAUAAAAUUACAUUAAAAAGAGAUGAAGAUGUGCUUGAUACUUGGUUCUCUGCUGGAUUGUGGCCUUUUUCUGUUAUGGGUUGGCCUGAAAAGACUGCAGAUAUGCAAAAUUUCUUUCCUGGACAUUUGUUGGAGACUGGUCACGAUAUAUUAUUUUUCUGGGUUGCUAGAAUGGUCUUUAUGUCCCAAGAGUUAUGUAAUGGUCAACUUCCUUUUAAAGAGGUUUUUCUUGACUUUUGUUAAUAUUAUUCUUUU
This is a messenger RNA of Meloidogyne enterolobii, 2001 nucleotides long. The record is from the annotation of a GenBank genome assembly. Lineage: Eukaryota; Metazoa; Nematoda; Chromadorea; Rhabditida; Meloidogynidae.